AGUGCUGAGGGGAGCGUGGCAGCGUCGCCACGGUGCUGCGCCGUGCGGGGAUCGAUGCUGUUACAUCAGCCCCUGUGGACCUUCUUCGUCUCUGGUGGGCCGCAGUGUGUAUUGAGGCGGCAGUGAAAACCAUCAAAAGCUGCUGGAGCAAAGUUGCGCUGUGUCCCGUUGCCUGAGGCCUGGCCUGCAGGGGCAGAGGUGUGCUCAUCUCCCAGUGUGCUGCUUGUGCAUGGAGUAUGCCUGAGGAAUUGGAAACAUCUGGAAUUGGAAACAGUGGAGGAAAGCGUAUGUGAGAGUGUGGGAAACUCCGCCAAGCUACAGACCCACAGACUCUCAGGAAGGCUGCACAGUAUAAAUACAGGGCCGAGGCAGCUUCCAGCAACACAUUUCUCCUGGACUUCCACUCCGAGACAGUCCUUCCCCUCUUUGGACAGAUGGCUCCCAGCAUUGUUUUCAUGGAGCCCGACAACCUGCUGACACCAAAGGAGAAAAACAAACUCAGGAAGCCGGUGGUGGAGAAAAUGCGCCGUGACCGGAUUAACAGCAGCAUUGAGCAGCUGAAGCUGCUCCUGGAGAAGGAGUUCCAGAGACACCAACCCAACUCCAAGCUGGAGAAAGCCGACAUCUUGGAGAUGGCUGUCAGCUACCUAAAGCAGCAGAGCCAUCUGCAAAUGAAGACUUCAGGAUCCUUCCAUAAAAGCUAUCAGUUUGACUUCAGAGAGGGCUAUUCUCGGUGUUUGCAAGAAGCUUUCCAUUUCCUCUCUCUUCACAAAGUCCGAACUGAAACUCAGACCAAACUCCUAAGUCACUUCCAGAAGAGCCAAUCAGCUGCUCCAGAGGUUUCCUUUUCUCCCAGCAAGCCCACUACCCUGAAGCAAGCAUCACCAAAAGACACUGGUACUCUCUGGAGGCCCUGGUAGUCAGGGAAGCUCUCACUUAGUGAACCUUUGCCUUUUAGAGUCCAGAGGAAGAAUCUGACUGCAUCUGAUAGUCCAGCUCUGAUCCUCUCUUCUGUAGGGUGCAUUAUUUCCCCAUGUAUUUUAUUUAUGUGUGAGAAGAAUGGUGUGCUUUUGACUUUUGUGGCAAAAGCUCAGUCAUUCUGUUGUGUGGUAUUGAAGCUGUGUGGGUACUGGUGAUCAGCACACAGUGUGUUGCCCACUUUGGGGGCAAAUGUCUUCAGCAGGAGGGUAUUUUUGUAUAAGUUACAUUUGUGAUGGGCAAGAAUUGCAGUAGGAGAAUUUUGCUAACAUUGCAUGUAAGAGCCAUUGGCUUUGCUCUGGUUUGACUGGUAACUCUUGUUUGCUCAGUCAUUCUGGAGGAUAAAUGUGCAACUUCAGUUCAUGCACACUUAAUUCAAUUCCAUUUCCUCCCAUUUCCUCAUCACCUGUUCUGUGUCAAAGGCGGUUUUUGCUUUGUCCUGGAUUUUUCUUCUCUGACAGUCCUUUGAUAGUACAUGAAGUGUGACGGAUGAACUGAAGCUAGGAAACUAUGUGGAAUAUUUCUACUAUUUUACUGCUUUUUCGAUUUAGAAAAAUAAUGUGUUACUGCUUUAUGUUAAAGAAAAGAGUAGAUAAACUGCUCGAUUUGUCAAUGUUAUAUAUUUUGGGUGUAAGUUAUGCUUUUUCUAGCAUCUUCAUUAUAAUAAUGAUUGUUUGUCUGUAUUAAGUGGUGUAAUUCAUGGUGGAUAGUGUUUCUCCCAUUCCUGGGACAGCCCUACGGCUUACAUGCAUACUGUGUAUGCGUCUGUGUCUGUAGAGAGAAAUAAAAUGCAUUUGUGUGCAA
This is a messenger RNA of Gallus gallus (chicken), 1782 nucleotides long. RefSeq names its product hairy and enhancer of split 5-like (gene HES5B). The record is from RefSeq and is a predicted model, not a curated record. The coding region runs from base 435 to 920 and encodes 161 amino acids. NCBI's taxonomy places the organism in Eukaryota, Metazoa, Chordata, Aves, Galliformes, Phasianidae. The transcript is spliced from 5 exons. Gene Ontology annotation, cellular component: nucleus. Gene Ontology annotation, molecular function: protein dimerization activity; RNA polymerase II cis-regulatory region sequence-specific DNA binding; DNA-binding transcription factor activity, RNA polymerase II-specific. Gene Ontology annotation, biological process: regulation of transcription by RNA polymerase II; anterior/posterior pattern specification; regulation of neurogenesis.